Molecule: messenger RNA, 1921 nt
Organism: Myripristis murdjan (pinecone soldierfish)
Lineage: Eukaryota; Metazoa; Chordata; Actinopteri; Holocentriformes; Holocentridae
Product: ADP-ribosylation factor-like protein 3
Exons: 7
Coding region: 179-1375 (398 amino acids)
Molecular function (GO): GTPase activity; GTP binding
Source: RefSeq, a predicted model, not a curated record
GUGUGUGUGUGUGUGUGUGUUUGUGUGUAUGUGUGUGUGUGUGUGUUCGUCUCGCUGGACGCUGUCGGUUCUGCUGUUUUUGGUUCGGAUCCAAACUGAAAAACAGAAACAGGAAGUCGUCAGGUGUGGCAUGAUCAUCUGGUCUGCAGGUUUCCCAUCAGCCCCCUGAACUACAGUCAUGGGUGACAGCCAAAAGGGUUUGAUGUCCGUGGUCCACAAGCUGAAAGGUGGACGAGGGGCAGAGCUUAGGAUAGUCCUGCUGGGAUUGGACAAUGCUGGGAAGACAACCUUGUUGAAACAGCUCGCCUCCGAGGACGUCAGCACCAUCACACCUACACAGGGCUUCAACAUCAAGAGCAUCACGUGUCACGGCAUGAAGCUGAACGUCUGGGACAUCGGAGGCCAGAGGAACAUCAGAACCUACUGGAAGAAAUACCUGGAGAACACAGACCUGCUGAUCUACGUGGUGGACAGCACUGACAAGAAGAGGUUCGAGGAGACCGGAGUGGUGAGACCAUCAGAGCUUCCUGAUGAACAAAUCAGCUUCAUGAAAACCUUUACAGUCUUAGAGACUCUCUCUCUCUCCUCCUCUCUCUCUCUCUCUCUCUCUCUCUCCUCCUGUCUCUCUCUCCAGGAGCUGUCAGAGUUGAUCGAGGAGGAGAACCUUCACGGCGUUCCAGUUUUAAUCUUCGCCAACAAGCAGGACGUUGCCACGGCGAUGCCAGCGAGCGCGGUCGCCGAGGGCCUGAACCUGCACACGUACCGCGACCGGGCGUGGCAGAUCCAGGCGUGCUCUGCCCUCACCGGGGAGGGAGUCCAGGUACAGCACACCUGCGUUUCAGGACGGGAUGAACUGGAUCUGCAACAACGUCCUGAGAGAGAAGCAGAAGCAGUGAGAAGAACCAAGGAGGAGCUCAGCUUCCUGUCUGCCGCCCCGGUUCCACCACCAGUUAGAGCCCCACACCGGGCCUCAGGCUGCCUCCUCCUCCCCUCCGGUUCCACUGGUUCUUCCACCUCUCUGCCUCCUCCGCCCCUCCUGUUCCUCUGGUUCCUCCGGUUCCUCUGGUUCCUCCGGUUCACCCAGUUCUUCUGGUUCCUCCGAUUCCUCCGAUUCCUCCAUCUCGCUGCCUUCUCCGCCCCUCCGGUUCCUCCAGUUCCUCUGGUUCCUCCAUCUCUUCCUCCUCUGCCCAUCCUGUUCCUCUGGUUCCUCCGGUUCCUCCGGUUCACCCAGUUCCUCUGGUUCCUCUGGAUCCUCCAGUUCCUCUGGUUCCUCCGGUUCCUCUGGUUCCUCCACAUCUCUGCCUCCUCCACGUCCUCCGGUUCCCCCGGUUCCUCUGGCUCCUCUCUGUUCUGUACAUCAGGAUCUGAUCUGUGAACAGUCGGAGGAGAAGUUGGACCAAACAACACAAAAGAACAAGAACAAACACCAAACCAGCAACAAAUGAGGAUAAAAUUAUCACAAGAAAAAUAAAUCAACUUGAUAUGACAAGAUAUGUUUGUGUCGUUAUGGUUCUGAGCCCUGUUCUCCUGUUUUGUCACGUUCCUACCUCAUAAAUCCUCCACCUGCUGCACCUGCUGCACCUGCUGGAACUCAGUGGUUUGAAGGUGAAGGUGGUGCAGCGAGGAGCCACAUGUUGUUUGAAUUUAUUCAGACUGAAGAAAAGCUCAAAGUUUCCUCCUGAAUUCAAACAGCCAAACAAUAAGAAAGUUGUCCAGGGAUGAAUAAGAUUAGUAAUCUGAUUAGCUAUAAUCUGUGAGAUCUUUUUGCUUCGGCAAUAUCAGAAACAACAGGAGGACGUCAGCAGCGGAGGGAGGAGUCUAAUGUCCAGGUGUGUAGAGCCCCUCACCUGUCCUAGGAUCUGUCUGUGUACAAGUCAAGAUAAGAGAAAAAUAAUAAUAAAAAAGACAUAAUUUCAACUUU